AUAUAAAAUCUCAUAUGAGCCAGUCCAAAAAUGUGUCUCAUAAUCAAUCCGAUUCUCUGUUCAUCUCUAGCAGAUAACUGACUCGAACGAUAACUUGUUCAAUAAUGGCGUUCCCUUGGCCCACCUUUACCAAAAGUUUCCAUAGCUCCAUCUACCCAGCAAUAGAUCCUUCGAAUCCUGCUCUGUCAGUUAAAAGCAAAAUUAUUCUCGUCACCGGCGGAGGCAAAGGAGUGGGAAAACACAUUGCUACAGUGUUUGCCACAGCCGGCGCCAGCACCGUUGUCAUUCUCGGGCGGGCAACCUCUUCUCUCCAAGCUGCAGAAAAAGACAUAUCAGCCGCAGCAGUGUCAUUUGGACACGAGACUAUAGCUCGAUCCUUUGCUGUCGACAUUUGCGAUGCAGAAGCCGUCUCCCGUACCGUCAGGACAGUCUGUGAGGAAUUCGGCACAAUAGACGUCUUCGUCCAUAACGCCGGCGACCUGCAAUUGGGCACAAUCGAAAGUUCCAACGCAGAAGAGUAUUGGCACAGCUUCGAGGUCAACGUCAAAGGCACGUUGAACUGCAUGCAAGCCUUUACCCGCUUCGGCGUGAGAGCGGACGACACGACGCCGCCUACCUUCAUUAAUGUGUCGACGAUGGGCAUCCACAUGGCCCCAGUUCCAACUAUGUCUGCGUACUCGGCAUCAAAACUCGCCGCAUGGAAGAUGGCUGAAUACCUUCACGUCGAGAUGGGGGCCAAGCUGCGUGUAUUUUCAAUCCAUCCUGGACGAAUCGAGACGGACAUGUCAAGGAGGGCGGGUAUUCCUGCAGCAGAUGAUAAAGAAUUGCCGGGCGCAUUCUGCCUAUGGCUCGCUGCCACGCCCGGAGUAGACUUCUUGCGCGGGAGAAUGCUUACUUCUAAUUGGGACGUGAGCGAGCUUCUUGAGCGAAAAGACGAGAUUGUUGAGAAGGAUUUGCUUGUCAUGACACUUGCUGGAUGGCGCGAGUGAGCUGGAACUUGACACAAUGUGUCAGUGACCUUCUUUUAAGGAGGAUUGAUCUGCGAAGAUGUAGAAGUUGGACACAAUAGCCUUUUUUCUUUCUAAUUGGACGCCA
Messenger RNA from Mytilinidion resinicola, 1095 nucleotides. Its product is annotated as putative short-chain dehydrogenase. Bases 105 to 989 code for a protein of 294 amino acids. Lineage: Eukaryota; Fungi; Ascomycota; Dothideomycetes; Mytilinidiales; Mytilinidiaceae. The record is from RefSeq and is a predicted model, not a curated record. Gene Ontology annotation, molecular function: oxidoreductase activity, acting on the CH-OH group of donors, NAD or NADP as acceptor. The transcript has 2 exons.